AUGAAUAUAGAUAUAGAUGCAGAUGCAAAUACAGAUAUAGAUGCAGAUACAUAUAUAGAUACUGAUACAGAUACAAAUGCAAAUACUAAUAUAGAUAUAGAUGUAGAUACUGAUAUAAAUAUAAAUAUAGGUGCAGUUACUAAUAAUAUAGAUGCAGAUACAAAUACUAAUAUAGAUAUAGAUGUAGAUACUGAUAUAAAUAUAAAUAUAGGUGCAGUUACUGAUAAUAUAGAUGCAGAUACAAAUACUAAUAUAGAUAUAGAUGUAGAUACUGAUAUAAAUAUAAAUAUAGGUGCAGUUACUGAUAAUAUAGAUGCAGAUACAAAUACUAAUAUAGAUAUAGAUGCAGAUACUGAUAUAAAUAUAAAUAUAGGUGCAGUUACUGAUAAUAUAGAUGCAGAUACAAAUACUAAUAUAGAUAUAGAUGUAGAUACUGAUAUAAAUAUAAAUAUAGGUGCAGUUACUGAUAAUAUUGAUGCAGAUACAAAUACUAAUAUAGAUAUAGAUGCAGAUACUGAUAAUAUAGAUGCAGAUACAAAUACUGAUAAUAUAGAUGCAGAUACAGAUACUGAUAAUAUAGAUGCAGAUACAGAUACUGAUAAUAUAGAUGCAGAUACAGAUACUGAUAAUAUAGAUGCAGAUAGAGAUACAGAUACUGAUAUAUAG
Argiope bruennichi is the source of this 666-nucleotide messenger RNA. RefSeq names its product serine-aspartate repeat-containing protein I-like. Bases 1 to 666 code for a protein of 221 amino acids. The record is from RefSeq and is a predicted model, not a curated record. The transcript has a single exon. Lineage: Eukaryota; Metazoa; Arthropoda; Arachnida; Araneae; Araneidae.